Monoraphidium neglectum is the source of this 594-nucleotide messenger RNA. RefSeq lists its product as hypothetical. Gene Ontology annotation, molecular function: zinc ion binding. The record is from RefSeq and is a predicted model, not a curated record. Bases 1 to 594 code for a protein of 197 amino acids. Lineage: Eukaryota; Viridiplantae; Chlorophyta; Chlorophyceae; Sphaeropleales; Selenastraceae. The transcript is spliced from 5 exons. Gene Ontology annotation, cellular component: mitochondrion. Gene Ontology annotation, biological process: mitochondrion organization.
AUGGCGGUCCCGAAGCUGGGCAGCGCCAUGCGCUUCCUAAUGGCUGGCGGUGCCGGCGCAGUGCUGCUGUCGCCGGCCGGCGUGGCGCUGGCCGACAAGGCAGACCCGAAAAAGAAGGAGCAGGGGCCCCUGUUUGAUCCUGAAGCGCUGGAGCGCGGCGCCAAGGCGCUCAGGGAGAUCAACAGCUCGCCACACGCCAAGCAGGUAAUCCAGCUUACUCGGGAGCAAGAGGUGACUAAGCAGCAGGAACUGAAGGUUGAAGAAGCAAAGUACGGCGCCCAGGCGGCAGCGGCGGCGCAGGAGCAAGAGCGGGUGCGGUGGGAGGCGCAGUCAAAGUACGCUCAGGAGGAGGCGCAGCGCAAGGCGCAGCUGGCGCAGUACAACGAUGAGCUGGCGCGCAAGCGGCAGGCGCAUGAACAUGAGCUGCAACGGCAGCGCAACGCCGAGCUGGUACAGCUGCAGGCGGAGACGGCGGCGCGGCAGGAGGCGGAGCGGCUGAGGAUUGAGCAGCAGAUCCAGGCGGAGCGGCGGGCGGCGGAGCAGUACAAGCUGUGGCGGUUGCGGCGGGUGGAUUGGCAACCACCCUUUCUCUAA